Molecule: messenger RNA, 1235 nt
Organism: Equus quagga
Lineage: Eukaryota; Metazoa; Chordata; Mammalia; Perissodactyla; Equidae
Product: solute carrier family 23 member 1-like
Exons: 5
Coding region: 581-1144 (187 amino acids)
Biological process (GO): transmembrane transport
Cellular component (GO): membrane
Molecular function (GO): transmembrane transporter activity
Source: RefSeq, a predicted model, not a curated record
AGAAUUUUUGCAUCUAUAUUAUCAAGGAUAUUGGCCUGCAGUUUUCUUUACUUGUAGUGUCCUUAUCUGGCUUUGGUAUCAGGGUAAUGCUGGCCUCAUAUAAUGAGUUUCUGAAGUAAGUAUAACUAAUCCCAUUUGGUAACUUUGGAGGCUGACAUUUGGAGAGGUUAGGUAAUGUACACAAAGUCACACAGCUAGUUAGAGGCAGAGCUGGGAUUGGCUAUCACACCUCCAUUCUUAAGCAUUGGGCCGCUGCCUCCCAAGAGAGACUUCUUGCCUUGUUGUAAAGGCUUCUUAGAGGAGGAACAUUUGAGUCAGGACUUGAAGACAAGUGUGAGAGCAGCAGAAUGGAGAGGUGAGGGGCAGAGGCCUUGAUCUAAGGUCACAUCCUCAUCCUUUCCCAAACCGUGAGGGAGCAGAGGGGGGCCAUUUUGGGGUUAGGCAAUGCUGUUCCUGCAAGUCCACUGGAGUGAUAUUCCAGGUGCCCUGGGAGCAGGGCAGUGGCCUUUAAGGCAUGUGGCCUGGCUGGUGCUGAGCUCCUUGUCUCCCAUUUCCUUGAGCACUGCAGGUGGGGAGCAGAAUGGUGAUUGUCGCUGCAGGCUGUAUACUACUAGUGUUGGGAGUAUUUGGGAAGAUUGGGGCUGCAUUUGCAACUAUCCCAACACCUGUUAUUGGAGGCAUGUUCCUGGUGAUGUUCGGGGUCAUCGCUGCCGUGGGGAUUUCCAGUCUGCAGUACGUGGACAUGAACUCGUCCAGGAACAUUUUUAUCUUUGGCUUUUCCAUCUUCUGUGGGCUUACCAUUCCCAACUGGGUGAACAAGAACCCUGAGAUGCUCCAAACAGGGAUUCUCCAACUGGACCAGGUCAUCCUGGUGCUGCUGACCACAGACAUGUUUGUAGGCGGAUUUCUGGGCUUUCUACUGGACAACACCAUCCCAGGAAGUCCGCAGGAGAGAGGCCUCCUGACAUGGGAUCAAAUCCACGAGGAGUCUGAGGAGACUGCGAAGGUGUCAGAGGUCUACGGCCUCCCCUGUGGGAUUGGCACAAAGUUCUGCACUUCCUCCUAUACCCGGUACCUCCCCUUCUGGCCCAGACCGGAACAUCAUAGGAAAGGCUUCAAGAUUGUAGCAUCAACUCCUGUCUGAGUUUCCAGCCUGAUUAUCUGCCCUACAAAUUUCAGAUUUGCAGUCUCCACAAUUGUGUGAACCAAUUCCUUAAAAUAAAUCUCUAUACCUA